Messenger RNA from Uranotaenia lowii, 1194 nucleotides. RefSeq lists its product as uncharacterized. Gene Ontology annotation, molecular function: zinc ion binding; nucleic acid binding. Bases 1 to 1194 code for a protein of 397 amino acids. The record is from RefSeq and is a predicted model, not a curated record. The transcript is spliced from 3 exons. NCBI's taxonomy places the organism in Eukaryota, Metazoa, Arthropoda, Insecta, Diptera, Culicidae.
AUGGAAAAGGUUCGAGCUUCCGGAGUGUGCUACAACUGCCUAACCAAAGGUCAUCGCUCGAAGGAUUGUCCAUCAACCAAGAACUGCCAGAAGUGUGGUAAGCGACACCACACUCAGCUCCACGAAGAUCAACAACAACAACAACAACCGAAACCGAUGGCUACACCCACCACCCAAAUCGAUGCCCCUGCUCAAGCCGCACAACAACCAACCGUUUCGUCCAUGCCAUGCAAUUACACUGCUUCUCCCAAAACAGUUGGUUCUCAGGUAAAUUUCAUCACCGAUCAGUUGGCCAACACGCUACGUCUCGAGAAACGAAAGGUCGAAGUCCCAAUCGGUGGCAUCAACGAAAUUAGAACUGUCGCCCGCCAUCUCAUCAAGGUUCACCUCCAAUCACGCUGUAGUGAUUUCCGCAUCGAGCUAGAGUGUCUAGUCAUUCCGAAGGUGACUGGUCCGAUCCCAUCAAUCAACAUCGACAUCACCGAUUGGCAUUUCUCCCAUGGUGUCCAAUUAGCACAUCCGAACUUCUUCAAGCCCGAAAAAAUCGAUUUACUGAUUGGAGCAGCACUGUUCUUUGACAUCCUCAAGACCGGCCAUCUCACAUUGGAUCCCUGCUUACCCGAACUCCGAGAGUCACACUUUGGUUGGCUUGUGACUGGUACCCUGAUGUCGAAAUCCAACUAUGAGCCCAUCCAAUAUGCCCAACUAGCCUCGGUGGAAUCCAUCGAAAAUUCCAACCGCUCCGAAAACGACAGCCGAAGAGCAGCAAUGUACACCGUCCGAUUGCCGUUGAAACCAAAUGCCGACAAGCUGGACAGCUGUCGAAAUCUAGCAUUGAAAAGGUUUUUCAUGCUGGAAAAUCGUUUGCAACGAAAUCCUGAACUGUGGCCCCAGUAUGUUGAAUUCAUUCGUGAAUAUCAACUACUUGGUCACUGCCAAACCAUCAACGAAGCCGACGACCCGCCCCAGCGUGGGAAAUAUUAUCUUCCACAUCACGCUGUACUUCGCCCCAGCAGCACCACCACAAAGUGCAGAGUGGUGUUCGAUGGAAGCGCCAAAUCAUCCCCGUAUGGUCUUUCCCUGAACAACGUCCUGAUCGUCGGCCCAGUGGUUCAAAACGAUUUAUUUAGCAUUAUGCUAAGGUUCCGCAAACAUCGUUACGUCUUUACGGCUGACAUCGCCAAAAUGUACUAA